CACUUUAAUAAAAGUUUAUUGCAAAUAAACCCCCCGGUUAGAUUUAACCCAGGACCUUCUGGUGCGAGAUCAGUUCUAGGACACGAUGUCUAAAACAUCUAUUGUGUUUCUUGCAGCGAGUGCCGUGGUUGUAGGAUCUCUUCUCAACUACUUACGUAAUGAUCAAGCCUUAGAAGUUCCAAAGAUAGACGAAGAGUAUUGGGGUACGGGUGAGAGACCGGCCCAGGAGGACAAAACCGUCCGAAAAUUCGUGCUCAACGUUUCAGACGACGUCCUUGCUGACCUAAAUUAUCGUUUGGAACGCACCCGCUUUCCGGACAACUUCCACGGCGUCCAAUGGGAGUACGGCUUCGGUUUGGACUACAUGAAAGAACUGGUUACUUACUGGAAGGACGGCUUCGAUUGGCGCAAGCAAGAAGCACUGCUGAACAGUUUCGACCACUACAAGACAAAAAUUGACGGGCUUGACCUACAUUUUAUCCACGUGAAACCGAAGCUGAAGCCCGGCCAGAGCUCGAAGCCUCUUCUCUUGGCACAUGGUUGGCCCGGGUCCUUCUUCGAAUUCUACAAGGUCAUUCCAGUACUGACGGACCCCUUGGCACAUAAUGGCACCGAGGAGGACAUAUUUGAGGUCAUUGUACCUUCCAUCCCUGGGUUCGGCUUUUCUCAACCUGCUAGCAAACCAGGACUGGAAGACUCGGCCACGGCUGUGCUGUACCUGAAACUGAUGGACAGACUCGGGUUUGACGCGUACUACGUACAGGGCGGGGACCACGGCAGUGUCAUCGUCUCUGUCAUGGCCAUGCUCAACCCGAAGGUAGUUCGCGGGAUCCACCUGAACAUGUACACCGGGAACACGGAGACGAGUUUCCUCGUCAAGCUGCUAGUGGGGAGCGUCUUCCCGUCUCUGAUCGGAAUGUCUGAAGAGGACUAUCAAAAGGUGUAUCCGCUGUGGGACCGAUUUCUGUGGAUCCUGUCAGAGACUGGGUACCUCCAUAUGCAGGCCACCCGCCCACACACCAUAGGACACGCUUUAGUUGACUCCCCUGUAGGAAUGGCUGCUCAUAUACUGGAGAAAUACGCCUCCUGGACUAACCCCACAUUCUCUCACUUACCGGACGGAGGGCUGGAGAAACAUUUUACUAAGGACGAGCUGCUGACGACAGUGAUGAUAUACUGGGUAUCGGGGACGGUUGUCUCCACCCUCCGGCUGUACAGGGAGACCAUCAGCGCCCGCAAGUUCCCCAUCAUCUCCGCCGCUCACGCCAUUCCUAUCGACAUACCGUCCGCCAUUGCUGACUACCCUCACGAGUUGUUCCACACACCCGAGCCCUGGUGUCACGACCGUCUCCGCAACCUGCUGCAGUACACCACCAUGCCGCGAGGGGGACACUUCGCCGCCCUGGAGGUGCCAGACCUCUUCUCUCAGGACAUCCGGGACUUUGCACGAAAGGCAGAAGCAUUCUGGCGUCGUCAAAGUCAAGACUAGACGUGUAACAGUGGGAGGUUUAUAGGCGCUACCAACUGACCCGGUCUAGACCUUUUAGCCGAAUCGUUAGGGCGUCUGGGUUAUGGAC
Molecule: messenger RNA, 1577 nt
Organism: Branchiostoma belcheri (Belcher's lancelet)
Lineage: Eukaryota; Metazoa; Chordata; Leptocardii; Amphioxiformes; Branchiostomatidae
Product: epoxide hydrolase 1-like
Exons: 7
Coding region: 86-1489 (467 amino acids)
Biological process (GO): epoxide metabolic process
Molecular function (GO): epoxide hydrolase activity
Source: RefSeq, a predicted model, not a curated record